Aspergillus versicolor CBS 583.65 is the source of this 2373-nucleotide messenger RNA. RefSeq lists its product as uncharacterized. The coding region runs from base 1 to 2373 and encodes 790 amino acids. Lineage: Eukaryota; Fungi; Ascomycota; Eurotiomycetes; Eurotiales; Aspergillaceae. Gene Ontology annotation, biological process: regulation of DNA-templated transcription; DNA-templated transcription. Gene Ontology annotation, molecular function: zinc ion binding; DNA-binding transcription factor activity, RNA polymerase II-specific; DNA binding. The record is from RefSeq and is a predicted model, not a curated record. The transcript has 3 exons.
AUGUCCUCCACAGCGCAACCCACCAACGUUACACCCUCUGGUAAUGGUUCCGCAGCCUGUAUUCACUGCCACCGCCGCAAAGUACGAUGUGACGCCCGUCUUGUAGGGUUGCCAUGCUCCAAUUGCCGGUCCGCUGGCAAGUCCGACUGUCGAAUUCACGAGAAGAAGAAACGCCUGGCGGUACGAUCGAUACUAGACCCAGUUCCGAUUCGUUGCCGGCCGCCUAGUCAUGAACAUGUUUCAAAGUCGAUUUCUCCCACUUCUCCGUCAACGGAGGUGGCGCCCAAUGCUUUCACAACUGCAUUUCGUGCUGUUCAGCCUGAUAUAACGAACACACCCGGCACUGCGAGUCGCGCCCCGACUGCCCAAAGUCCUAAUCAUAUGUAUGAUACCAAGAGCUCGAGUAAUAACAACCUCAACAAUGGUAAUCGUUAUCAAAACGUUCUGCCGAAUUCGGCUUCUACCGAGUCGACCCGACCCCCGGCCACUGAUGCAUCUGAAGGAGAAUCUCGAGCAGAUAUCGAAAAAAGACUUGUCAAUUUGAUUGAUGAGGGGGCUUCAGAUAGUCGGGAGAUUCAAAGAGGCGUACGGGCAAUAUUUGUCGGGCACGAGCUUUCAAAUAUGUCAUUUUUGAUUCGCCAGCAACGGGAUACUGGGGAUGACGUAUAUCACUUUGCGGGAAAUGAGAUUCCUCGACGGCAGUUAAGAACAGGCCACGACCAGCUACUCGUUGACGCGCUUACGUUACCUGAGCCUGCCCUUGCGGAUGAGCUUGUGGAAGCCUAUUUUAAAGAUGUCAAUACAGGCUAUCCAAUUGUCGACGAAGAUUUAUUUAUGACACAGUAUCGCAAUAGGGAUCCAGCCGAUGCUCCUCCAAUUGUCCUUCUACAGGCUAUAUUACUAGUUGGGGCGCAUGUUACACGCCCCAAGGCCGAACGCGAUGCUCUCAAAGAAAUAUUCUUUCGCCGCGCGAAGUGGUUGAUCGACUAUAGAAUCGAGCGAAACCGUGAUAUUUUGGUCCAAGCCGCACUUUUAAUGACCUGGCACUCGGAUGCAGCCGAUGACGAUGUGUCCGCAAAUGCACACUAUUGGAUUGGGUUCGCUGCUAGAAUCGCCACUGGCCUGGGGAUGCAUCGUAAUCCUGUUUGCAGCAGGUUCGUGCCUCGGGAUCGCCGAAUGUGGAGAAGACUGUGGUACAUCUUAGUACAGUUCGAUGUGAUGGUGUCUCUGUCAUAUGGCCGACCUCAAGCUAUCAAUCUCGAGGACUCUGAUGUGUCACCACUAACCGCUUCGGAUUUUGAAGGUUGUGGUCCGCGUGUACAGAGAGAGUUUGUUGUUCACUUCUCAGAACUGUGUACAAUGAUAUCAUAUAUAGUUCGCGAGCGUUUCGGCCUUCGAACUAGCGCCGAACGUCGGAAAGCUGCGCUGCCUGAGGCUGAUGAAGCACUGGCAAACUGGUCACUGAAGCUUCCGGAUAGACUACGUCUGCGGGCGUCGGAUAUGGAUCCCUGGUCUGCCAUGCUUCAUCUUACGUACAAUAAUUUCCUAAUCCUUCUCCAUCGACCCCAUCCAAGGGCUUCGGCUUAUUCGGACGACUACGGCCCGCACGACGCCGAAAUUUGCAGUGCGGCCGCGGGUGUGAUUGCAUCGAUCUUCGAGGAACUUCGGUUACAUGAUCGACUCAAAUUCCUCUGGUACUCCGGUGUACAUACACUAUUUACGGCAAUGAUUCAAGUACGGGUUGAGCUACGGUUUUCCAAUCCAGUUCUAGCUAUCAACGCUCUUCGUCGGUUCGACUCGGCUUCAUACUCAUUGCGCGAGCUGGCCCAGUUCUGGUCCCAUGCUAGCACCAUUCUACGUCUGUUUGAGGAAUCUAGGCGACUCCAAGAAGACCUUCAGGGCCCAACGUCGGCCAACGAAGGAACCGGUCGAUUCGGCAAUAAUAAUGCGAAUAACAACACUUCUACCUCCCAGCAAAAAAGCACGCCUGCGGUUUUGAACUCAGUAAAUCUUAAUAACACGUCUAUACCCGCGAACAACCUGAUAUCUUCUUCCCAACCAAACGGACGAGUAUCCUAUGAUGUUCCUACCCCUGAUUCCACCACACAGCAGCCAUCAGCAUUGAGCCCGCAUACGGCUCAACCAUUGGACACCUGGAUUCCCUCUAAUAACUUAACCCCUAUGGAGUCGGUCGAAAGUCACCGCGAAUUGCUCGACUGGCGUCAACUUUUCUCUUUCAGUGACUUAGAGGGCCCUGUUCUCCCUUCGGUAAUGGAGGGAAUUACCGAAUUAGAAGACGAAUGGCGCCAGAUCUAUUGGCAGGAGACUCCAAUGUCGGACCUCUUACAGGAUGGUGGGUGGAUGCAUGGGUAA